UACUAGCGCAACCUCCGGCUGAGCGGUUCCCGCCAAUUCUUGCGGCGUUCCGGGCUCGGAGUUCCCCGCGCUAUGGAGUCGUUUGACCCCACCGAGCUGCCCGAGCUGCUCAAGCUUUAUUACCGGAGGCUCUUCCCCUACCCCCAGUACUAUCGCUGGCUCAACUACGGCGGAGUGGUAAAGAAUUACUUUCAAAACCGCGAAUUUUCAUUCACAUUGAAAGAUGAUAUUUACAUUCGCUACCAAUCCUUCAACAACCAGAGUGAUCUGGAAAAGGAAAUGCAGAAAAUGAAUCCAUACAAGAUCGAUAUAGGCGCAGUAUACUCCCACAGACCCAAUCAACACAAUACAGUGAAGCUGGGAGCCUUCCAGGCUCAGGAGAAAGAGCUGGUGUUUGACAUUGACAUGACGGACUAUGAUGAUGUGAGGAGAUGCUGCAGCUCUGCAGACAUAUGCUCCAAGUGCUGGACCCUCAUGACAAUGGCCAUGCACAUCAUUGACCGGGCACUGAAGGAGGACUUUGGGUUUAAGCAUCGUCUCUGGGUGUAUUCUGGAAGGAGAGGUGUUCAUUGUUGGGUCUGUGAUGAAUCAGUUAGAAAACUGUCCUCUGCGGUACGUUCUGGGAUAGUUGAGUAUCUGAGUCUUGUAAAGCAAUUCAUGAAGACCUUCAGACAGCGUUCCAGAAGUCUCACAAUUCACUUCAGCGUUGGGAGCAUCUAAAAAGAGUAAUCAGCACAAAUCAGAAUAUCAAAAGUGACAAAUGCGGACCUUGGCUAGAGUGGGAGAUUAUGCUGCAGUACUGUUUUCCACGGCUGGACAUCAAUGUUAGCAAAGGAAUCAAUCAUUUACUGAAGAGCCCUUUUAGUGUUCACCCUAAAACAGGUCGGAUUUCUGUGCCUAUUGAUUUGCAGAAAGUGGAUCGGUUUGAUCCCUUUACGGUUCCAACAAUAAGCUCCAUUUGCCGUGAAUUAAAUGUCAUUUCCACUAAUGAAAAAGAAAAAGAGGAGAAUGAAACUGAAUCUGAUAUCAAACACAGAACCAGAGAUUAUAAGAGGACCAGUCUAGCACCUUACGUGAAAGUAUUCGAACAGUUUCUUGAAAACCUGGACAAAUCCCGAAAAGGAGAACUUCUGAAGAAGAGUGAGAUCGUCACCACCCACUCCCUGGGAACAGCCGGACCUGUCACUCGGUAAAGGAAGUGGCUGCAAGCGGCUCCUGACCCGGAAGC
Chinchilla lanigera (long-tailed chinchilla) is the source of this 1228-nucleotide messenger RNA. RefSeq names its product primase, DNA, polypeptide 1 (49kDa) (gene Prim1). NCBI's taxonomy places the organism in Eukaryota, Metazoa, Chordata, Mammalia, Rodentia, Chinchillidae. The record is from RefSeq and is a predicted model, not a curated record. Gene Ontology annotation, biological process: DNA replication, synthesis of primer. Gene Ontology annotation, cellular component: alpha DNA polymerase:primase complex.